Tarenaya hassleriana is the source of this 1465-nucleotide messenger RNA. Its product is annotated as polyubiquitin 11-like. NCBI's taxonomy places the organism in Eukaryota, Viridiplantae, Streptophyta, Magnoliopsida, Brassicales, Cleomaceae. Gene Ontology annotation, cellular component: nucleus; cytoplasm. Gene Ontology annotation, biological process: modification-dependent protein catabolic process; protein ubiquitination. Gene Ontology annotation, molecular function: protein tag activity; ubiquitin protein ligase binding. Bases 74 to 1048 code for a protein of 324 amino acids. The transcript is spliced from 10 exons. The record is from RefSeq and is a predicted model, not a curated record.
AACCUAGAAACCUAUAAAUACCUGCGCCGAUUAUCUACUCGGUGAGAGCAGUGGAAGCUACUACGAAUCGAAGAUGAACAAGAGCCAUGGAAGCAAAUUGGAACCGACGAUUCAUAUCUUCGUGAAGUCAGAUAACAAGAUCAUGGGUUUCGACGUCAAGGAAAGCGACACCGUCUGCGAUCUCAAGCGCAUGAUCCACGAAAGAGAUCACAUUCUCCUGCCGGAUCGUCAGAUUUUGUUACGCUCCAGUAGGGAGAUCGAAGAUCAUCGUCCCUUGGCGGACUACAGAAUCCAUAGAGACGCUACAAUUCACGUUCAUAUGAGGUUUAGAAGAACUGAGCCAUGUACGUUCUGCCGCAUGGAUUUGAUGAAGAAGGAGGGUAGUGGAAGGAAAGAAGAACCGAAGAUAGAAAUCUUCGUGAAUUCCCCAUCUUCCAAGAUCUUGGCUUUCGAGGUCAAGGGCAGCGACACCAUCUACGCUCUCAAGUGCAUGAUCUAUGGAAGAGACUUUAUCCCACCGCAUGAGCAGCGUUUGACCUUCAGCACAAAGUGGCUUGAAGAUCAUCUUACCAUGGCCGACUGCGGAGUCCUUCAACAUUCCACGUUUCAAGUUCUUUUGAGGCUUAGAGGUUGUGUCACUGAGCCAUGUUUCAUGUCACCGGCUCAUAGCUACAAUCAAGACAAGACGAUCGGCCGCAAGGAUUUGAUGAAGAAGGAGAACAGUGGAAGGAAAGAGGAACCGAAGAUAAAGAUCUUCGUGAAUUCCCUAUCUUCCAAGAUCAUGACUUUCGAGGUCAAGGGCAGCGACACCAUCUAUGCUCUCAAGUGCAUGAUCUAUGGAAGAGACUUUAUCCCGGUACAUGAGCAGCGGUUGACCUUCAGCACAAAGUGGCUCGAAGAUCAUCUUACCAUGGCCCACUACAGAGUCCAUCGAGAUUCUACGUUUCGAGUUCUUUUGAGGCUUAGAAGUUGUGACCCUGGGUCAUGUUUCAUGUCACCGGCUCAUAGCUACAAUCAAGACAAGACGAUCGGCCGCGAAAGGAUUUGAUGCAACUGUGACGAUGAUAAACCCUUUAAAGAAGAAGAGGGCUGAACCAGAGGAAGGUACACAGGGGUCUCCAGAUGAGGAGGAGUAGGUAAUGCAGAAAAGGGGAGAAGCAGAGGAAUAAUGCUGUGGGUAUUUUCUGUUAUUAAGGAAUCACGUAGGUGUUGGUAUUUUGUGGGGGUGGGGUGGGCCUAUAUCUAUUAGGUUUUCUCUUUUGGGUGGGUCUUGAGUCUUGUGUGAGGAAGAGAGGGUUUGCCUCUUGGUAAAAUACAAUUGGUAUUUUAUACAUUUAUUCUAUCUAUAUCCUAACAGACGAUGUUUCUUUGUUCAUUUCGUUGUUGGAUGUUUGGUGUGGGAUCUGUAUCAAAGGGACAGAGAGACAUGUCAUGAAAAUUUCUUGUUCCAUGAAGUUAUUGCCAA